This is a messenger RNA of Manihot esculenta (cassava), 1555 nucleotides long. RefSeq names its product transcription factor bHLH30. Lineage: Eukaryota; Viridiplantae; Streptophyta; Magnoliopsida; Malpighiales; Euphorbiaceae. Gene Ontology annotation, molecular function: DNA-binding transcription factor activity; protein dimerization activity. Gene Ontology annotation, biological process: regulation of DNA-templated transcription. Bases 487 to 1290 code for a protein of 267 amino acids. The record is from RefSeq and is a predicted model, not a curated record. The transcript has 2 exons.
UGUCUGUGCUUUGAACUUUCAAACACUCUCCAAUCAAAACCAUCUUUCUCUUCUUGUGAAUCCAAUUUUCUUCAAGUCUUCCCUUUUCUUCUCCAAGAUUCAUCGAAAUUCCAACAGAAAGAUUCAGAGUUUCGAAAACUACACUCGUUUUCCUUUCUUUAAAGCUUAAACUAGAGAAGAAUCUCACACUUAUCGAAGAAAGAAUGCUCUUCAAUACUCUCAAGAAGAAAAUGUGGAUGUUUUCUCACUAAAUUAUCUCCAUCUACCUUGAACCCAGAAUUUGUCCUUUUUGCGGUAUGGAAGGCAUGAUCAUAGCCUCAAGAAUCACUAGCAAGGCUGUUAAACAACAAAACUUCCCUCUUCAAAACAUCUCCUUCUGGUUCGCUCCCACUACUCGUCCUCCAGGCUUACUCCACUCCACUUUCGGCUCAUAAAACUAACAACCUAGCAUUUACAGGCUCUCUUCUUCGUCUAAUUCUUCUUGCAAUGAUCAGCUACAAUUAUAACUCGAGCUCUGCAUCAUCUGGGCAUGGUUAUUUUAACGCGUUGGAUCCAUUUUCAUGUAGUUUAGAAGGUUCUAAUGGGGUUCUGCGAGGUGGGUCGUUGGUCUCGCAGGCUUUGGUGUUGGACAGUGAGAAGGGAGAACUCGUAAAAGCACCGGCGACGAGAAUCGGUAAGAAAGGGAUGUCUGAGGCCAAGGUUCUGGCAGCUCUGAAGAGCCAUAGUGAGGCUGAGAAAAGGAGGAGAGAGAGGAUCAAUGCUCAUCUCGCCUCUCUUCGCGGUCUUGUUCCCUGCGGCGAAAAGAAGAUGGACAAAGCCACAUUGCUUGCUGAAGUCAUUAACCAAGUGAAAGAACUGAAAAAGAAUGCAAUGGAAGCCAGCAAAGGUCUUCUAAUUCCAAUGGAUGAUGAUGAAGUGAAAGUUGAAACACAUGACAAUGGAACAGGACAUGGAACUUUGUCUUUUAAAGCAUUCUUAUGUUGCGAAUAUCGACCCGAGCUUCUGUCUGACAUAAGACAAGCAGUUGAUUCCCUGCAGUUGAAAAUGGUGGAUGCAGAAAUAUCAACCUUAGGAAGCAGGCUAAAGCUUGUUCUUUUUCUAACCAGCUGCAGAAAUAAAAGUGCUGUUGAUGAUCAUGAGGCAACACAGCUUCUCACAAAUUCUAUUCACCAAUCUCUGAAAUCUAUCAUGGAGAAAGGCUAUAUCUCAGCUGAAUAUUCACCAAGAACAACACUUCCAAACAAGAGGAGGAGGGUGAGUUUCUUUGACUCCUCCAGCUCAUCUUCUUAAGAGCCAAUUCUUGUUGCUGUUGGUGGUGAUGUGUAUACUCUUAUUUUGGUGAUUAAUGUCUCAGUUUAUAAAAGAUUUGAUCAGACUUUGUGGUUCUACACAGUAUAUAGAUGUAAUAUUUGCAGUGUGAGUAAUGACAAAGGUGCUGCCACCUCAGAGUAUUAAAAUUGGUGGUUGCAUCUUUGUAGUUGUAAGCAUAUGAUUGUGUUGUAACUUUUAAUCAAAAGGUUAAAUAGACUCCUAAUUUUUGCUUUGUAUUGUAUAA